Populus trichocarpa (black cottonwood) is the source of this 1886-nucleotide messenger RNA. RefSeq lists its product as uncharacterized. NCBI's taxonomy places the organism in Eukaryota, Viridiplantae, Streptophyta, Magnoliopsida, Malpighiales, Salicaceae. The coding region runs from base 63 to 1262 and encodes 399 amino acids. The record is from RefSeq and is a predicted model, not a curated record. The transcript has 9 exons.
UUUCAAAACCCGAUGAUUCCCAGAAUUCAAAUGUUAUUGCAGCAAAGAAUUCUCUCUUAGACAUGGCGCCUGACAGCGACAGGAAGCGCAAACGCCGUUUCGUUUGCCUAUCUUCCAGUUCAUCAUCAGAAGAAAGUACCGACGAUGAUGAAGUUGAAGAAAUCAGUGGGGAUGAAAGCAAUUACAGCGACGAAGAGGAGGAAGAGGAGGACGGCGGCGAGGAGGAGGAGGAGGAGUCAGUUUGCGAAAGAGUCAUUUCUCUUCUUAGAGAAGGGAAUGAAUUAGAGGGUUUAUAUUUAAAACAUUGUAAAGCCUAUUUACGCCAUUAUGGACUUAGGCUAGCUGGAACCAAGGCGGUCUGUAUUCAGAGAAUCAAGGAGCAUUGGAGGUUAAAGGAUGAAAAUGGAGAAGAACUUUAUCCAAGGUCGUCGUUUUUAAUAAAUUGUAGAGGUGAUGUCUGUAAAGGAGAUGUUGUCAUGUUUGUGCAGAAAGUUUAUUCGAAAUUUAACAAAGUGACAAGACAUGGGAAGAUUCUCGGGAGAAGAACUGUAGCAGGCAGGGUUGUGAAGGAAAGCUAUGGUUCUGCCAAACAACAGCAUACAUUUACGGUUGAAGUGCUGUGGAGUAAAGGAGUUAAGAAACUGCCUCCACUUUCUCCUCUGCUUGUGAAAGGCCGGAAUCUCUACAAAUUGAGAACUUUCAGACAAUGUUGGAUUAAUGAAGCGGAAAGACAGAAAGUCCUUGCUGAAAAGCACAAACGAGGUACAGCGGCAAGACUUAUGAGAACAAUGAAGAAAUCUGCGAUGGCAUGGUCUGAAAAUGGAGAUGCAAAGUGUCAUAAACGGGCCCAUCACAGAAGACCAUCUCAAAUGAGAAAGAUGACUGAACUAGAAAAGAGGAAGCGUAUUGAUGGAUGUAGAAGAGACACGUUGCAGCUACCCGAAACAUUUAAAAAUCAUCACCAGCAGGCCCUGGCAUCACUGGAUGUGAACAGAAAUAUGAACUUACACGGAUCUAAAACUUUUUGGAAACAUCGAAAACGAGGAAACAUCAAUGUGGAUAUGGGCCCAACUCUGCAGGCUUAUGCAUGUACUACCCAAUGCAUAUCACAAAUAGAACCUCAUCAAAGGAGUGUGCUAUGCCAUUCCUCUCGAUAUGACACAGACUCCUCUUCAACUGUGAUGGCAUUGCCUACUUGGAGGCCCUAUGCCGAUACAAUUGGGAUGCAUGCACAAUAUCAGGGUUUUAGUCAAAAACAGUAGAACCAAUUAUGACUAUGCAAACUUUUAGCUAGAAGUUUGAAAGGAGGAGUUUUCAUCGUUGAGAAGUCAUCAUGUGGGAUAUGAAAGCUGAGUUGGCCAGAAGUAACCAAGUUUUGCUCCGGUUAGUAAUUUUCCCACCUGGUUGAUACAUCUUAGUCAAACAUUUGAUAUAUGAAACUACAAUUGCAUUCAUCCGUCAAGGGCUAACCGGGUUAAGAGAAGACAGAAUAGCAGGGCAUGGAUUUUGUUGAUCAUGUAUCAGUGAUAUAUGCGAUGAUUGUGAAAUGAGAUAAAUGGCGUGAAGGAAACAACCACAGCUUUGUGUUGAUGGCUUGACCUAUUCAAAAACAAAUACCAUAUUCCUUUCCUGCAAACUGCGAGAGCUAUCCAUGAGAUUGCAUCCAUCAUGCAUUCAUGAGGUAACUUUUGCCGUUGCCUAUGCACGCACCGAAAGCUUGAUUCCAUGGUCUGUCAGAGUUCUAAGCCUGGGAAUUGGUGCCAGCUAUGGUAGUUAACCACGUCCCUUUUGCACAAACAUUUUGUUCAACGUCAUCUGGUGAAGUGAACACUUUUCUUUUAUAAUUGCAUCAUGAAUGAAGACAUGAACAAGAAGAUACACAUUCC